Molecule: messenger RNA, 627 nt
Organism: Miscanthus lutarioriparius
Lineage: Eukaryota; Viridiplantae; Streptophyta; Magnoliopsida; Poales; Poaceae
Source: the annotation of a GenBank genome assembly
AUGGGGUCCCUGCUUUGCUGCCUGCGGUACCCGGAGGACGGCUCGGCAGCGCCGCCCGUGUGCUGCUUCUGCCUACCGUGGCCUUUCCCUUACCAUGGCGUCGACUCGGGCUCUGCUGCUCGUCACAGAGGUGAUACACGUGUGGCACCUGAUCGCGGAAGGAUUCCCCUUGCAGCUUGCACCUCUGCAAAUCAAGUGGACUCAUUGGAUACCUUCCGUCCCCCUCCAAGGCCUUUGCCUUACAAUGAUCCUCAAUUCAGCGCUCGCACGGUGCAGCACCCAACAGUGUCAGGACAUGAGAAAGCAUCAACGCAUAUCCUGAAACCAGGACAACCUACAGAAAGUAAGAAUACUGACACUGGAUCAACUUGCACAGCCCAUAAGGUUUUUGAGACAUCAGCAAAACAGCACUCAGGAGGUUCGAGAAUUUAUGGAAUACAAUUCUGUGAUUCUUCUGACAAUGAGGAUGACUGUCCGAUAUGCCUAGAAGAAUAUGAUGAUGAGAAUCCGAAGAUUGCAUUGCAAUGCAACCAUAAUUUCCAUCUUAGUUGCAUUUAUGAGUGGAUGGAAAGAAGUGAAGCUUGCCCUGUAUGUGCAAAGAUUAUGUUGUUCAAUGAGGAUGAAUGA